Molecule: messenger RNA, 2735 nt
Organism: Hippocampus zosterae (dwarf seahorse)
Lineage: Eukaryota; Metazoa; Chordata; Actinopteri; Syngnathiformes; Syngnathidae
Product: diacylglycerol O-acyltransferase 1-like
Exons: 17
Coding region: 204-1727 (507 amino acids)
Biological process (GO): triglyceride biosynthetic process
Cellular component (GO): endoplasmic reticulum membrane
Molecular function (GO): diacylglycerol O-acyltransferase activity
Source: RefSeq, a predicted model, not a curated record
CAAUGACGUCAUGUCACUCCUACCUGUUUUGGGACAGUGAGGAAGUUCCACUUUUGGGUGGAUUUGUUUGACAGCUAGCGUAUCCUACCCACUUGUAUUUGUCUUCCACUCCAUGCAGAAUCAAGCAUGCUACUCCUCGAAGUGAAGUGAACGAGCGAAGGGAACUUGCGCCUUAAAACCUUUUGGUGUUGCUUUUCUCGAACAUGGCACAUAUGGACACGACCGGGGCCUUCAGUCGCAAGAGAAGGGCCACGUUUGCGGCGGGGAGAGGAGCGAGUCUAAAGCUGAUGAAUGAGAAGUGUAUGUCGGCGAGUCAGUUUUCAGUGGCCGCUGGCCGAAAAACGGACAGCGAGGCAGCCAAAGUUGACCGCCUGUGGGAGACAGCCCGGCCCACAACAAAGUGUGACAAAAAGAAACGUAACAAUGACAUAAACGACAGAUUGAGCUGUCACAAGACACAAGAGUCCCUGCUGUCUUCAUCCAGUGGUUUCAGUAACUACAGAGGCAUUCUAAACUGGUGCGUGGUAAUGCUGAUACUUAGUAAUGCCCGACUCUUCCUAGAAAACCUCUUAAGAUAUGGGGUUCUGGUGGACCCUAUUCAAGUGAUUUCCUUAUUCUUGAAGGACCCCUACAGCUGGCCAGCAGUGUGCCUGGUAAUUGUUUCCAAUGCCUUUAUCCUGGUGGCUCUUUAUACAGAGAGACAGUUGUCAAAGGGUUCAUUCAGUGAGCGUGCGGGCUUUCUUGUCCAUAGUGUUAAUUUGACUGUCAUGCUCACAUUCCCUGCCGCAGUGGUACUUGUGGUGCCCUCCACGACCCCAGUUGGAGGUGCCUUUGCACUCGGUACCUACACCAUUCUCUUCCUAAAGCUCUACUCCUACAAGGACGUCAACAUGUGGUGUCGGCAGCUGAGCACCAUGAAGGCCAAGAAACUGGCUAGGUCUCUGUCUUGUCCAUCAUCCAAGUACUUCAACGUAGAUGACCAUAAAGUUUGUUACCCUGGCAACCUUACGAUGAGAAACCUUUACUACUUUGCCUUUGCUCCGACUCUAUGCUACGAGCUCAACUUUCCUCGCUCUCCUAAGAUCCGCAUGAGUUUCCUCCUGAGGAGACUUUUUGAGAUGGUCUUCCUCAUCCAGAUGUUAGUGGGUCUAACUCAACAGUGGAUGAUUCCCAUCAUUGAAAGCUCUAUGAAGCCGCUGGAGGACAUGGAUCUAUCUCGGAUGACUGAGAGACUUCUAAGAUUGGCUGUUCCCAACCACUUGCUUUGGUUGAUGUUUUUCUACUGGUUCUUCCACUCUUCUUUGAACUUCACAGCAGAGCUUCUGCGCUUCGGAGACCGACAGUUCUACAAAGACUGGUGGAACUCUGAGUCGGUGACAUAUUUCUGGCAGAACUGGAACAUCCCCGUUCACAAGUGGUGUCUCCGGCACUUUUACAAACCGUUGCUGAGGAGAGGUUUUAGUCAGAUAGUCAGCCAGUCAGCAGUCUUCUUCUUGUCGGCGUUCUUUCACGAGUAUCUGGUGAGUGUUCCUCUGAAGAUGUUCCGACUGUGGGCUUUCAUGGGCAUGAUGGCUCAGCUUCCGUUAGCCUGGUUUGUUGGCCAUCACCUGCGUGGUAACUACGGCAACGCUGCAGUGUGGAUUUCACUCAUAAUUGGUCAACCUUUUGCCAUCCUGAUGUACGUCCACGACUACUACGUCUUGCAUUACCGACAAGAGACCCACUGAUCUGAAGUUGAUUCUUUGUCUCUCUCUGAGUCUUCAACAUGCAAGCAGACACUCGAGUCUAUUUUGCCAUGGCAGCCAUAAGCCUUACAUUAACUUUAAUGUUGGAGACCAACUAUUUUUUUGCAAAUAUGAGCUUUUCGAGUUUUUAUAAUGUCACUCUUGAUAAAUAUUUAGAAAUUUUCUUUUUUCUCUCUUUUCCUUGGUAUGUCAAAAUUAUCUUCAGGUGACUUUUUUGUUUGCCAGUGUCCUUGCGCAAUUUGUUCUCACUUUAACUUACUUGAAAAUGGUGCAUCGAAAAUGAAAACUGUUUUUCCAUUUACUGCACACCUGAAACUGAACAUGCUGCACCAAAACACCAUAUUUUGCUAUGAAACCCGUUUUUAUUUCCGUUAAUGCACUUCCGUCUAUACAUUUCCGUAAGAACGGACUUCUGAAAAAAACUUCAGCCUCAUGUGUUCUUCCCUGUUCUUUUCCUUUCCUGUGAUGCAUUUGUAAAAAAAGUGAAUAAUGGAAAAUGUUCAUGCUGACUAUGUUUGAAGUGCCUUCAUAAACAUAAUAGUGGACUCAUUAUCAGGUUUUGUCAAAAUGUUACUGUGAAAUGAGCGCAAAAAAAAGUAUGCGGUGAGAUUGUUUUAUGGUAGUUUGUAUUUCCUGUUAUAUUUUCAAUAAUGUUCGUGCAAAAAAAAUCCUGUUGCUGUGGUGUCAGUAGAUAUUUUUUUAAUGACUCAGCUUUCUUUGGUUUCUUUUAUUUGAAUACAUAUUUGUAUUUCAAGUUUUUGAUGAAGAAUUAGACUCUAAUAAUGUACAGUAAAUUGUGUUGAAUAGUGGGUUGACAAACACGUGGAUGUAGACCUCCUCCAAACGAACCACCCUUUUGAAUUCGCUGCUAACCUCAAGUUUGUACAAAUGUUCCGUGUUCUCAUCAUCAUCACGACAUGAGGACAAGUCUGAGUCUGCUUUUCUUCACUCUGACGUUGAAUUCAAUAGAAAGCCUGCAGCAAUCACAAA